GUUGAUUCUGCCCUCAGUGCUCUCAUUUCUACCCGCUAUUCCUUAUUCCGUGACGGUGACCGUGCAGAUCUUUGGGGACAAAAAUAGUAUGGUGCAAGCAGGACCAUCAAACGCUCCCAAGGCGAAGAAGCAUGCAAAGACGAAGAAACCUGCGGUCAGGUCUUCGAAGGUCAGAAAGCUGACUGAGGCUAAGAGCAUACAGGCAUUGGAGCAAGCUGCUCUGCAAUUUGAGGUACCGCCUGACUUGAAGGCAUUUGCUGACCUGCCCAUCUCGGAUUACACUAAACGAGGUUUGAAGAAGGCUUUCUUCGUCGAGAUGACUGACAUCCAAGCGAAAAGCCUGCCGGUCUCGCUGAAGGGCAAGGACGUCUUGGGCGCGGCUCGGACAGGGAGCGGCAAAACGCUUGCUUUCCUCAUACCCGUGCUUGAGAUACUGUAUCGAAAGAAGUGGGGAUCGCAAGAUGGUCUCGGCGCAUUGAUCAUCUCUCCGACGCGCGAGCUUGCCGUGCAAAUAUUCGAUGUCCUCCGGUCGAUUGGCGGGUAUCACAGUUUCUCAGCAGGUCUGGUGAUUGGAGGGAAGAACCUCAAGGACGAACGUGAGCGGCUGUCGCGCAUGAACAUCCUUGUUGCUACGCCCGGGCGACUGUUGCAACAUAUGGAUCAGACGAUUGGGUUCCAGUGUGAUAAUUUGCAGAUGCUCGUCCUUGACGAAGCUGACCGCAUAUUGGACAUGGGAUUCCGUCGCACGCUCUCCGCUCUUCUGUCGCAUCUUCCUGAGUCCCGCCAAACUCUCCUCUUUUCCGCCACCCAGACCGAAUCUGUAUCGGACCUCGCACGGCUCAGCUUGAAGGAUCCUGUCUAUACCGGAAUGCAGUCAGGCGACGGCGAAGGUGUGACACCCAAGGGCCUCGAGCAACACUACAGCGUAGUCGAGCUCGACAAAAAGCUCGAUGUGCUCUGGAGCUUCAUCAAGACACAUCUUCAAAGCAAGGUUCUCGUCUUCCUCUCGAGCUGUAAGCAAGUGCGGUUCGUGUUUGAGACUUUCUGCCGGAUGCAUCCCGGUAUUCCUCUACUACAUCUGCAUGGAAAGCAGAAGCAGAUGAUGCGCCUGGCAAUGUUUCAGAAGUUUACGGGCAUGAAGCAUGCCGUUCUGUUUGCGACGGACAUUGCGGCGCGAGGGCUUGACUUCCCGGCUGUGGACUGGGUAGUUCAGGCCGACGCGCCAGAGGAUGUGGAGACGUACAUCCACCGUGUCGGCAGGACAGCACGGUACGAAAGUGUGGGCAAAGGCUUGCUGCUCCUGAUGCCCAGCGAGGAGGAGGGGAUGUUGAAGGCUUUGGAGAAGAGAGAUAUCAGUAUCCAGAAGAUCAAAAUUAGGGCGAGCAAAACACAGAGCAUCGAGAAUCAAUUGCAAAAACUGGCUUUCCAGGAUCCGGAGAUUAAAUACCUUGGACAGCGAGCUUUCGUCUCUUACCUGCGAUCGGUCCAUCUGCACAAAGACAAGUCCAUCUUCAAGCUCACCGAGCUGCCCGUGGAGCGUUUUGCAGAGGCUCUUGGUUUACCCGGUAUGCCCAAAAUCAAGUUCCUCGGCAGAGAGAUGGCUAAGCAGAAGAAGAACGCCUCGCAUGCUGUUAUGAAUGCGUCUGUCCUCGGCGCCCACACCCAAAAGGGACAGAAGUCCGACGUAAGUGAAGACGAAAGUGGCGAAGAAAACGACUUGGCAGAAAACGACCUGGCAGAAGACAGCUCGAGCGAGAAAGAGGGCAAUGCGGUGUUCGAGUCACAUGCGGCAAAGUCCGGUCGUACUCAAAUUAGCGCAAGUCAGGAGAGGCCGGAUCGUGUUCGCACCAAGUACGACCGCAUGUUCGAGCGUAAGAACCAAAACAUCCUGUCAGAACAUUAUACCAAACUCGUCGAUCAUGCCGCCGAUAGCGAGGAAGAGGACGAUUUCAUCACGCUCAAGCGGGCAGAUCAUGAGCUUCCUGAUGAUCCAAAUGCACUCCCACAGUCCGAAUUUGCCUCGAAUCGCAAGCUAAGGAUGGCCAACUCAAAGAAAGCGUUGGCAAAGACGGGUCCGAGAGGCAGCAAGCUAGUGUUUGACGAGGAAGGAAACGCACAUCAGUUGUACGAACUGAAGACUGCAGAUGAGGUAUUCAAGGGCGUUGACGAUGUGAAGGAGGCUGGCAGGCAGUUCGCGGAGGGAGCAAGGGGCAAAAUGAAGGAGGCCGAUGUGAGGGAUAGAGAGGAGGCUAAAGAAAAGAAGAGGGAGAAGAAAAGGAAGAGGAAGGAGCGCGAACGUGAAGAGAUGGCUUACGAUGCCUCUGACGGAGAUAAGCCAGUUGCGACAUUGGCACCACUAGAGGAAGAUAACGGCUAUGUCAGCGUAGAGUUUGAUGUGCCGUCAGAGUCUGACGAAGAUGAAGGGUUUGAGGCGGCACCACGACCCUCGAAGCGGACCAAAACAUCGACUGCGAACGGGAGGGAUGGCAAUGGUCAGUCCGGGCUUAGCAGACUGGAAGAUGAAGAGGAACUGGCGCUGCAGCUCCUGCGCAGAAAGCGUUAAGUUAGCCUGUGUAUCUUGCUAUCACUCGUCGUUGUGCCUGGUCAGUGAUGGAUCGUGGUAUACUGUCUUGAAAUUGUACAAAGACAUCGGUCACCAGAUGGAUUACCAAAACGAUCAGUGAGGUUUGCAUAUUUGCAUACGAAGUUGGAGACAGCUUUAUCCUGCGGAUGAGCUGCCUAAUUAUAUAGAAAACGUAGGAUUAAUUAAUUUAUCGAUGCG
Laetiporus sulphureus 93-53 is the source of this 2782-nucleotide messenger RNA. RefSeq names its product DEAD-domain-containing protein. Gene Ontology annotation, molecular function: RNA helicase activity; nucleic acid binding; ATP binding. Lineage: Eukaryota; Fungi; Basidiomycota; Agaricomycetes; Polyporales; Laetiporaceae. The transcript has 8 exons. Gene Ontology annotation, biological process: rRNA processing. The coding region runs from base 89 to 2563 and encodes 824 amino acids. The record is from RefSeq and is a predicted model, not a curated record. Gene Ontology annotation, cellular component: nucleus.